AUGGAACCAAUACACCUCAUCCUCCGCUGUCUCCAACUCCUCUUCCUCAUAAUCCUUACCGCCCUAAUCGGCAACGUCAUCGCCCUCGACGUCGCCGCCUCCUCCACCGCGCGCUCCGCCAUCAACUUCUCCAUGUUCGUCAUCGUGCUCUCCUGGCUCGCCGCUUUAUUCGGUCUAGCGGCAGCCUUAUUCCAACGCAUCGCCAUCCCGCUGGUGAUGCUCGCUCUCGACGCCGCCGCCACUUUAUUUACUGUUAUAGCGGGUAUCGUGCUUGCUGCCAAGCUAGGCGCUGUCAACUGCGGAGAUACCGAUGGUCAUGGACGUAACUGGAUCGCGUACGGGAGCGCGGAUGACGCGAAGCGGUGCAGGGAGAUUCAGGCGGGGACGGCGUUUAUGUGGUUCCUUUUUGCGGCGUUCGCGGCGGCGUUGACGAUGGCUGUUAUGAGCUGGCGCAGGACGGGCGGGAGCGUGAGGAGCGGGCCGAUGAUGUCUCAGGUGGGCGUCUAA
Molecule: messenger RNA, 507 nt
Organism: Sordaria macrospora k-hell
Lineage: Eukaryota; Fungi; Ascomycota; Sordariomycetes; Sordariales; Sordariaceae
Biological process (GO): eisosome assembly; protein localization to plasma membrane
Cellular component (GO): eisosome; plasma membrane
Source: RefSeq, a predicted model, not a curated record